GCUAUUUUCACGCAUGCGUGUCUGUCGGAGUGCUCCCGUACGGGGCAACAGUUGGGAAAAUCCUUUAGCACCGGUUGUAGGCCGUGUAGGUAGGUGCUAGGACCGUCUUGGUAGGUGGCGAGAGCAUCUAAGGGUAGUCUCGCCAUGGAGUCGGUUGGGCAGAACGGGACGUUUCCAGACACCAUGGCACCAACACCUGAAGCCCUGCUGACGUCCGAUCCCACCUCAACCCCGGCCUACUUCACCACGGAGCAACACCUGCUCAUGGCCGUCUGGCUCGGCUUCAUCGGGUCGUUCGGCUUCAUCGCCAACCUCCUGACGGUGCUGGUGUUCUGGUGCUUCAGGUCUCUCCGCACGCCGUUCCACCUGUACCUGGGCGGCAUCGCGCUGAGCGACGUGCUGGUGGCGGCGCUGGGCAGCCCCUUCGCCGUGGCGUCCGCGGUGGGCGAGCGGUGGCUGUUCGGCCGCGCGGCGUGCGUCUGGUACGCUUUCGUCAACUACUUCCUCAGUAUCGUGUCUAUCGUGACCAUGUCGGCCAUGUCGUUCUCGCGAUACUGGCUCAUCAUCAGACCGCAGUCCGCUCAGAGUCUGGAGACCGUGUUCGGCGCAUGCGCGGUGAAUGCCCUGGCGUGGUGCUACUCGUUCUUCUGGACCAUCAUGCCCGUGUUGGGCUGGAGCCGGUUCACACAUGUGGCAGCCAUGACGGUGUGUUCCCUGGACUGGGAUCACCACACCCCCCUGAGUAAGUCGUACAUCCCGGUGGCUUUCCUGUCCUGCCUGUUCCUACCGCUAGGUGUCAUCAUCUUCAGCGUCGCCAAGACAACCAUGCAUCUACGACGGGCUGCCGAAGUUGAAGACGAGGUCCCAACUGAGGUGCAGGCCGGGCGUAAGACCACGAGAAUCACCCUGGUGAUGGCGGGGUGCUGGCUGGUGGCCUGGCUGCCCUACGCCUGCAUGGCGCUCGUCAUCGCCGCCGGAGGACACGUGUCCCCUACCAUAGAGGUCCUGGCCACCAAGUUCGCCAAGACAAGCUACAUCGUCAACACCAUCAUCUAUGUAGUCAUGGACAAGGAGUUCCGCAAGAGCCUGGUUCUCCUGUUGUUCUGCGGACGGGACCCGUUCAACAUCCAGAUCGAGCAGCCAGCGUACGAGAAGGCUGACGUGUACGUGGAGCGGCUGGUGACGGCCGAGCCCAUGGUGGAGAUGGAACCCGUGAACCUCCGCCAACAGGGGCAGCAGGAGCCUGGCAGAGAACCGUUCGGAACUCCGCUGUGAGAACCACAACGCCGAUGUGAUACCAUCUUAGUACAUCUCCAAAUUCUACUUUCUUCUCUAUGUACAAAUACUUUAUUAUCUGCUUUAUUUAUUCUUAUUUCAUGUGUGACCUUUAACAUGAGGGUAUGAAAGCUAUCCUAAUGUAUCUGUUAUGUUGUGUGUAUUAGUUUAAUCCUUCAUAUAUACUGUACAUUUUUUAUUGUUUUGUUUUAUUUGUCUAAGCAUCCACAUGAGACUAAAACGUUGAUACAUGACAGUAACUGUUUUACACAAGAAGCUGGUCUGUGAUAUCUUACUUUAUUAUGUAUAGUAAGCAAUUGUUUGUGGUGGGAGUUUUCUCAUGUUUAUGAAGUGUUUCAAAAUUCCAAAAUGAGCCAAACAAUAAGGCAAACCAGAGUACAUUUGAAAGCAAAUGUUUUCCUCAACCUAAAUGUAGGUAUACUAUCAACAUUGGGUGUUCAACAAUGUUUGUGUGCCAAAAUGAGUAUUACUUACUAUAAGGAUUUGACUUUUCACUUGAACACUAAGAACUGCUUUCUAAGGCAAUGAUACUGCUAUGAGCAAAACGUCUGCUGUUGGGUGGGUCUCCAUACAACAAGUAAGGUUUUUAUUCAUCUAGAUUGUGCCAAAUGGAAACGUUUCAAAGAAGACUUGUACAUGUAUUUGCAUCAUGAAGCAAUAUGCCAAGGUUUCAGAGACCACCUGGUCUAAAUCAGAUCUAUCAAUUGAAGGAUGACAAUUCUAGCCUGUUGUUCUAUGGCAUUACAUAAUGUAUCAUUUGUUUUGUAUACACGAUGUAUAUCAAAAUUUCCCAAUAUCUGUAUAUUUGUCAAUAAUCCACUGCUCCUGAUGCAAAUUGCCUACACGAGCGACUGCUACUGUUCCAACACGUAAUGAAUAGUGCUGAUGGACGUAGGUAAUUCCGUAAUGCAUUACUGGUAAUGACAGUGUGACACACCAGAAAAUGCUCCCAUUUGUUCCAUCGCACCUGCUACUUGUUGUCCAUGGCAAUCUCGUCUCGAAAGUUAUCUGAUGCUUUCCCAUUGAGCACCCAUUGAAAUGUAUAGAAAUGCAUGAGUUUGAUGCCAUAGGCCUAUUGUACAUUAUGUAUGCAUUGAAACAUCUUGUGAUAUACAUGUAUUUGUAAUGCUCGACUGUAAAUUUGAUUCAUGGUCAUGAAUGCAUGGUAUUAAUUAGGGGUAAAAAAUCGGGACAUCAUUGCCAAAUGACAUGGCAUAUGUCUGUAGUAUUUUGCUCACAGCAAGGUUCAAAGGCAAUUGGAAAGGACCAGUAUUGAUCUCCAAGCAGAUGUUUGGAGGCAGACAUGUGCUACCUCGUUGCUGCUUAGUUUAGUUUAGCUGACUAAGCCAAGCAACUUCAUAACAUCCACACAAAAAUUGAAGACAAUGUAUUGUAAAGUACAGUCACCAGUAAUGCUAGAGUGAACACAAAGUACAAUUGGAUUUCAC
Branchiostoma belcheri (Belcher's lancelet) is the source of this 2744-nucleotide messenger RNA. RefSeq names its product pinopsin-like. Gene Ontology annotation, biological process: G protein-coupled receptor signaling pathway. The transcript has 5 exons. Gene Ontology annotation, molecular function: G protein-coupled receptor activity. Gene Ontology annotation, cellular component: membrane; photoreceptor outer segment. The record is from RefSeq and is a predicted model, not a curated record. Bases 145 to 1275 code for a protein of 376 amino acids. NCBI's taxonomy places the organism in Eukaryota, Metazoa, Chordata, Leptocardii, Amphioxiformes, Branchiostomatidae.